Aureobasidium melanogenum CBS 110374 is the source of this 1245-nucleotide messenger RNA. RefSeq names its product glycerol-3-phosphate dehydrogenase-like protein. Gene Ontology annotation, molecular function: NAD binding; glycerol-3-phosphate dehydrogenase [NAD(P)+] activity. NCBI's taxonomy places the organism in Eukaryota, Fungi, Ascomycota, Dothideomycetes, Dothideales, Saccotheciaceae. Gene Ontology annotation, biological process: carbohydrate metabolic process; glycerol-3-phosphate catabolic process. The transcript is spliced from 3 exons. Bases 1 to 1245 code for a protein of 414 amino acids. Gene Ontology annotation, cellular component: glycerol-3-phosphate dehydrogenase (FAD) complex; cytosol; nucleus. The record is from RefSeq and is a predicted model, not a curated record.
AUGGCAACUCUCGGCGCAUAUCAGAAAAAGCACAAGGUCGCCAUUGUCGGCUCUGGCAACUGGGGUACUACCAUCGCCAAGGUUGUCGCAGAGAACACCAAAGCCAACAGCGACCUGUUCGAGCAAGAUGUCCAGAUGUGGGUCUACGAAGAGGAGGUUUCCAUCCCGAAAGAGUCGGAACACUACAAGGGCGACGACAAGCCCCAGAAGUUGACCCACAUCAUCAACGACGUCCACGAGAACGUCAAGUACCUGCCCAAGGUUGCUCUCCCUAAGAACAUCAUCGCCAAUGCCUCGCUUGAAGACACCGUCAAAGACGCCAGCAUCCUCGUUUUCAACCUCCCUCACCAGUUCAUCGAGAAGACUUGCGACACGUUGCAGGGCAAGAUUCUGCCUUAUGCUCGUGGUAUCUCUUGCAUCAAGGGUGUCGAAGUCUCGGACAAGGGCAUUGAACUCUUUUCUGAAUGGAUUGGCCGCAAGCUGAACAUCUACUGUGGUGCCUUGUCAGGCGCCAACAUUGCCACUGAGGUUGCUCUCGAGAAGUUUUCCGAAACCACUGUCGCAUACGAUCCCCCAACCAUGGACAGCCAGCAACCCACUCCCAAGGGCUCCCCUCGUUCUUCCGAGAUCGACCUGUCUGAGCUGAGCGGCAAGCAAGAUCAACACCAGAAGAUCAAGCUUUAUCCUCUGCCUACCGAGUACCCUCCUCUCAGUCACGACAAUGUGAAGAAAAUCUUCCACCGCCCCUACUUCCAUGUCCGCAUGGUCUCGGAUGUCGCUGGUGUCUCGCUUGGUGGUGCACUCAAGAAUAUUGUUGCUCUAGGUGCUGGGUUCGUUGAUGGUUUGGGCUGGGGAGACAACGCCAAAGCUGCCGUCAUGCGUGUCGGUAUUCUGGAACAGGUCAAGUUUGGCAAAAUGUUCUUUGCUGACUCUGUCCGUACCGAAACAUUCACUGAGGAGAGCUGUGGUGUAGCAGAUUUGAUUACCAGCUGCAGUGGUGGUCGUAACUUCCGUUGUGCAAAGAUGAGUGUCGAACGUGGCAUGACUAUCAACGAAGUCGAGGAGCAAGAACUAAAUGGACAAAAGCUGCAAGGAACCAGCACUGCAGCUGAUGUCAACAACUUCCUAAAGAAGCAGGGGCUCGAAGACGAGUUCCCCCUCUUUACUGCCAUCUACAAUAUCCUCCAAGGCAAGGACAAGGCGGAGAAUAUUCCUGAGCGCAUUGAAUCGAAAAAGUACCCAUGA